CUAUGACUAUCAAUGUUCACACGUGCUGAUGCAUCUACCUCAUUUUUGAUAAAAUUAAAUACAAAUGUUCAAUUUCCCAUUGUGUGUGGACAGGGCAUAAGGAACAAAGUUAUUCCCAACGCUGUUGAACAUGGGAUAAGCGAUAUUCCGUUUUCUAUCUUCAGAUCCCUAAUAGAAGAAUCGGCGUUUUUGUUUUGACUUUAGUUUUUAUCACUUCUUUCCCUUUGUUUGUUUACGUUUUUCUACGGAAAUGUUUGGCUGAACAAGACGGACGACAUGGCUUUUUUGGAGGACACAACCAUAGUAUUUGUUUCUCAGGUUCUAUUUUUUGCUGGUGGAUGGAUUUUCUUUGUCAAGCAGUUGUUUAAGAACUAUGAGAUUCGCCACAUAUCAGUCCAGCUUAUAUUCUCGGUGACGUUCGCCCUGUCUCUGACUAUGUUCGAGCUAAUUAUAUUUGAGAUUCUCGGCGUUUUGGAUAGUAGUUCACGAUACUUCCAUUGGCGGCUAGGCUUGACAUCAUUGCUUCUUAUGGUCAUAGCUGUUAUUCCAUUGUAUAUUUUGUACUCUGUCAUACACAGCAUUUCUUUUGUAUCGGAAAAAUGGGUCCGAAUAAUGACAGUUUGCUGCUGGUUUCUUUUCUUAUAUUCUUUGUGGCGCAUUGGAGAACCUUUUCCACUUCUAAGCGUUUCAAAUGGCAUUUUCACCAUAGAGCAGGGAGUGUCGCGUAUUGGGGUAAUAGGUGUUACGGUCAUGGCGAUACUUUCUGGAUUUGGUGCAGUUAAUUGCCCAUUUCAAAGUAUGACGUAUUUCAUUCGACCUGUAUCCCAGAGUGACAUAGUGAAUCUAGAACGAAGACUUCUCUUAACUGUAGACAUGCUUACGGGAAAAAAGAAACGAAUUGCCUUGGAGAUGCACCGACGCAACAAAUCAAACCAAUCCCGUCCUCGUUUGUGGAAUAUCCUUAGCUCCGCCGUGAACCGAGUAGACACUGCUGGCGAAAACAUAAAUCAAUUGCGUAUGGAGGUGUAUGGUCUAGAAGAGUUGCUCAGACAACUGUUUCUCGAGAUCAAUUAUUUAAAAAACAUGCAGGAACGUCAAAAAUGGUCGCAAACACUGCAGGGUAAAUACUUCAAUGUGAUAGGACACUUCUUCAGCGUAUAUUGCUUGUAUAAAAUAUUUAUGUGCUGUGUAAAUAUUAUCUUCGAUAGAGUGGGUCGGAAAGAUCCUGUUACCAGAGGCCUUGAAAUCGCAGUACAUUGGUGUGGCUUCGAUAUAGACCUGGCAUUCUGGAACCAACAUAUUUCCUUUUUAUUAGUAGGAUGCAUAGUUGUAACGUCUAUAAGAGGUUUACUGCUGACCUUAACAAAGUUUUUUUACCGCAUUUCCUCCAGCAAGUCUUCUAAUAUAAUUGUCCUAAUAUUGGCUCAAAUAAUGGGCAUGUAUUUUUGUUCCUCGGUGUUGUUGAUGCGAAUGAAUAUGCCAGCAGAAUAUCGCGUUAUAAUUACAGAAGUACUCGGAAAUCUUCAUUUCAAUUUUUACCAUCGUUGGUUCGAUGUUAUAUUUCUGGUAAGCGCUUUAUCAACUAUUGUUGUGUUAUAUUUGUCGCAGAAGCCUUGGAAUUAUGGAGACUCAACAUUAGAGUAAACUGAGUUUUUAAUUUAAAAUUUAAUUCUUUUCUUAUAAAUAUCUCUGUAUAUGGUAUGAGCAUGUACGCCAAAAUCAAACGUAUUUAUAAUUCUAUUUUCUUAUUCCAAUGUACUGAAUGAAAUAUGUAAUGCACAAUAUUUGUAAUAUAUUUAAGAGAUUCAGAAAACAAUAUUAAAAAUAAAGAUCAACGCCUACAGCUACUUUUGUAUAGCGGCAUCCUACCAGUUUCAAGUGGAGUUCGCCAAGGCUCUGUUCACUGUCGAUUUUUUUUCAA
This is a messenger RNA of Musca domestica (house fly), 1921 nucleotides long. It is a transcript of the gene GPHR, whose product is annotated as Golgi pH regulator. The record is from RefSeq and is a predicted model, not a curated record. Gene Ontology annotation, cellular component: Golgi cisterna membrane. The coding region runs from base 277 to 1644 and encodes 455 amino acids. Gene Ontology annotation, molecular function: voltage-gated monoatomic anion channel activity. Lineage: Eukaryota; Metazoa; Arthropoda; Insecta; Diptera; Muscidae. The transcript has 7 exons. Gene Ontology annotation, biological process: intracellular pH reduction.